AUGGAUCAUGCAGAUCAACGUGGUCGGCUUGGAUCUUUCAUGGCGAAACUAACGAAGAAUGAAUCAUCGAAAUAUACAUCUUCUGAAAUCAAUGCAUACCUUUUCGCAAGAACACCUGGUCCAGGAGUUACAAUGGGUUACAUCCGCUGGCCAUCAUCCUACGCUACAGGACCACAACCACCACAUUACACAGCCGUUCCCAUUCAGCCUCAUCCACUUCUGAAUGCCCAGUUCAUGAAACCUCUUAAUAUUCCUGUCUCUCAAACUAGUUUAAAAUGUAAAAAAUGUAAUUGUUGCGUACUGCAUGGAGUGGGAGUUUUUGGCUCGGUCCAACUUGGUGGAAAAGGCUGCUGCGACUGUCAGAAAUGUCAGGGCAAACCACCCACAGAUACAUACACAAUUCCGCCGCCACCACCUCCCCCUCCAUCUCCACCACCAACACCACCACCGCCGCCGACACUACCAACUCUACCACCACCUCCACCGGCUCCAAUUUAUCCUUCACCUCCUCGAUACCCAACCGUUCCUCCUGCUCCUCCUCCUUAUCCAGCACCACCUCCUCCAACUUAUCCAGCACCACCACCACCACCACCACCACCACCUCCUCCUCCUCCUCCUCCUUCAUAUCCUUCGCCGCCGCCACCCCCUCCUCCUACACUGCCACCUAUAACAUAUCCGAUAACUUACCCAAGCUCACCGACUUACGUCACUCCACCAGCGCCGCCAAUUUAUCCACAACCUCCUCAUCCUACGCUUGUGGUGCCUUCCUCUGUCUACAUUACGAGUCCUCCGAGCCCCGUCUACCCAGUUGCCCCUCCACCAGCACCGAUUGUUCCAGGGUAUCCUCUACCGCCAACACACAAGCCCAUGCCUACCUAUCCAACAGCUGCUCCGUCUGUCGGCUACGUCACAUCUCCGCCAUCAGCCAAAUGUGGUGCUGGAAAAUGCAAUCCGAUGCUUCCGCCGCUUCUACCACCAUGCGAACCUCGAAUAUCGAGAGAAGCACAAUGUUACGAGUCGUCCCCUCAAGAUGAUAGCGGUUCAUUUGUACCUCCUCCAUGCACUCCCAUGCCCAGUUCCUUCUCAUCAAUAUGUAAACGUGAAACUCCUAGCCGUCUACGUGUACGAUGCGCUUCGCUACCAGGAGCACGUCCCACUUGCUUUAGCUAUGCAGUUCCAAUUCUACCGAACAAGAUGUGUCGUCCAUUAGUGAGUGCGUCUCUGGACAACUGCAUGUCAUACAGUCCACCACUUUCAACUGUCACGAUCACUACCAGUCAACCCGUUAUUCACACUCCAUCACCACAACGGACAACGCAGCUUCGAAAUGUCUCCGCUGAUUUCAACCUCAUAAAUGUUUCGUAUGAUCCGACAUCUGGAAUCGCUGUCCAACAAGCCAACGCAUAUGAACAGCAGAGUGCAGUCAAACCAGCUUCACCAUCAUUUUCAAGCUACUCAGUGCCUGCCCAAUCGGCAGUGCAGCACAAUCAAAAGGACUGUUGCUCCGUUUUCGCAACCCCAUCCCAGCUAACAAUAGCAUGUGGUUGCAAGAGAGUUGGACGAGUGGCCAUCAAUCCAUGCUCGCACGCCUUGCUCAAUGACGAUUUUGAGAACUGUAUGGUUACCAAGAAACAAAUCAGUGGUGGAAGAACAUUGCUGUCAAAAAGAGAUAAGGACGCGAAAAACCCCCCGCGGGAAAUGCAGUCAGCUUUUGAGAAUUCAGUUAUCUAUAAGCUACCAAUUAGCUGCGAUGAGGCCUUAGAAUAUGGAUUAAUAAUAUGUCGAUUUUUAGGGAAUGAACUGACACACUGUCAAGCGCCCCAGUUCUCAACUGUGGAUCUUUCUAAGGGAAAAGCCGAAGGCCAUGAGGAGAGGAUCUAUUCAAACGCCGGGUACAAUCAAUACGUCGCAGCGACUAGAAGCUCUGAAAGUGACGCAGAACUCGUGCUAGGAGCUCAGAUCCAAUCAAGGUCAGAUCCGUACGCUGCAGUACGACCACAGGAUCACAGCAGCCAUCAAUCAGCAUCAAACUCGUACGCUGCAGUACGACCUCAGGAUCACCACCCUUCGGAAGCUCUUGAACCUUAUACAAUUGGAAAAUCUGGUUCAUCAAACGCAUGGCUAGCACCAUUCACAGACCAGCCGAUUUACCCGGCACCGCUCACAUCACAUUUGGCUCAUGAACAUACAACGCCAGCUUCCACUCCAACGCAACCACUCAUGGAAUUUGCUACUUCUGAGGUAGCACUUCAGGAAAGCUCAUCGGUUCCAGUCAACACCAUCGUUCCCUUCCUCCUCAUAAUAAUAAGAGUUAGUUAA
Necator americanus (New World hookworm) is the source of this 2319-nucleotide messenger RNA. RefSeq lists its product as uncharacterized. Bases 1 to 2319 code for a protein of 772 amino acids. Lineage: Eukaryota; Metazoa; Nematoda; Chromadorea; Rhabditida; Ancylostomatidae. The transcript is spliced from 25 exons. The record is from RefSeq and is a predicted model, not a curated record.